CUGCCGGAUGCGCGGCGGCUGCGGCGCCUCGGCGGGGACCCCGGCGCCCCGGGGGGCCCAGGUGUCCGAGGGCUGCGCGGCGGGGCCGCCCGGGCGCUAGCGGCGGCGAGGGACCCAGGAGUCCGAGGGGGCCCCGGCGUCCGAGGGGCCCAGGAGCCCGAGGGGCCCCGGCGCCCGAGGGGAUGGCGGAGGAGUUGCCCGUGGACCUGCGGACGUGGCGGGCGGCGGCGGGCCCCCUCCCGGUCGCGGCCCCCCCUCGGCCGCGGCAGCCUGAGGCGUCGCUGCCGCUGCGGAAGCGGCGCUCGGCGAUGCGGGAGGCGGCAGCGGCGGCGGGGGGGACCGGGACGCCGGGCCCCCCCCCGGGCAAAGCGCCCCGCGGCGGCGGCGGCGCCCCCGGCCCGGCCUGCGCCCCCCACGCCCUCGCUCCCUCGUGCCUGGCCCUCGCCUUCCCCCCCCUGCCCGCCGCCUACUACCCAGGGCUGCUGCCCGCGGCCGGGGCUGGGCCGCCGCCCCCGCCACCUCCGCUCGCCUUCGCCCCCGGCCCCUUCGCACUGCUCGGCGCCGCCGGGACGCAGCUGGCGGCCGAUAUCGCCGCGGCCACGGGGCAGGACGAGGACGGCGACACGGCCUUGCACAUCGCGGUGGCCCAGGGCAACCUGGGGGCUGCCCGGCGCCUUGUGGGACUCUUCCUGCAGGGCCGCCGGGACCUUGACGUUUAUAACCGCCUGCGCCAGACGCCGCUGCACCUGGCGGUGAUCACGGCGCAGCCGGCACUGGUGAAGCUGCUCGUGGCGCACGGGGCCUCGCCGAUGGCGCCUGACCGGCACGGGCGCACGGGCGCCCACCUGGCCUGCGAGCACCGCAGCGCCCGCUGCCUGCGUGAGCUGCUCGCCGCCCCCGGCGCCCCCCCCGACCUCGAGGCCCGCAACUACGAAGGGCUGACGCCGCUGCACGUGGCUGUGGGCGCGGGGGCGCGGGAGCCGGCACAGCUGCUGCUGGAGGCUGGCGCCGACGUGGAUGCUGCGGACAUCAAGAGUGGCCGCUCACCGCUGCUGCAUGCUGUGGAGCGUGGCAGCCUCGACAUGGCGCAGCUCCUCAUCCAGCCCGCUGCCAUGCCGCAGCGGGGGGCGCGGGUGAACGCACAGUCCUACGCGGGGUGCACGGCGCUGCACGCGGCAGCGGGCCGGGGGCUCCUGGCGCUGCUGCGGCUGCUGGUGCGGAGCGGCGCUGAUUGCGGCCUCAAGAACUACCAUAACGACACGGCGCUGGCUGUGGCCAAGAAUCGGCAGGUCAUCGACAUCCUGCGGGGAAAGGCAUCUCGACCCCCCCCGGCCCCUCCCAGCCCCGAUGUCCCCCCCGACACCCCCCGGACCCCCAAUGGCCGGACCAGCGCCUCCCCCGAGUCCCUCCCAGAGGCCCCCAGCCCCCCACCCACCCCAGGUGCUACCGCCACAGCCAAUCAGACACCAGAAGCUGCCGACUUGACCAAUGGGGUGUCGACAGCAGGGACCCGCCCCCUGGUGAAGCAGGAGGGUGAUCCAGCCCUGCCCACCCCAAGGCAGCCAAUGGGGUGCGCUGGUGGCCCUGCCCUUGCCCUGCCAUUGGCUGAUGCCCAGCUGGAGCGCCCCCAGCACAGCAGCCUGUACCCAAUGGCGUCACCCGGCCAGGAGGCCGUGGCCAAUCCCUUCUCCCCACUGCUGCCUGGCCCCUACCACCAUCCAAUCCUCUCACUGGGGCUGGGGCCACUGGCCAAUCAGGGGCCACUGGGGAAUGACCAAUCACGGACGCUGCAGGGUAGGGGCAGCCCUGCCCCAGGGGGCCCCCGGCUCCGCCCCCGGGAUGGGCGGGGCCAGGCAGGCGGGGGCAGGUGACCGCGGACCCCGGCGUCCGGGGACCCGGUGUCCGGGGACCCAGGCGUCGCUGCCACGGACUUGCAGCCACGGGGCCCAGGCAUCCCGGCGGGAGUGUUGCUCCCGUGGCUCCUCCCCCCACCGUGGGGCCCAGGCGUCUGGGCCCUGUCCAGGAGCAUUAACCCCCCCCCCGGGGGGUAAUUUAUUGCGGGGGGGGGGGAGGGGAAAUCCUGUAAAAUGGCAAAUUAAAGUUUUUUUUGUUUGUUUAA
Rhea pennata is the source of this 2119-nucleotide messenger RNA. RefSeq names its product BCL3 transcription coactivator (gene BCL3). The transcript is spliced from 9 exons. Gene Ontology annotation, cellular component: cytosol. Gene Ontology annotation, biological process: cellular response to tumor necrosis factor. The coding region runs from base 183 to 1871 and encodes 562 amino acids. The record is from RefSeq and is a predicted model, not a curated record. Lineage: Eukaryota; Metazoa; Chordata; Aves; Rheiformes; Rheidae. Gene Ontology annotation, molecular function: NF-kappaB binding.